AUGAUUUUUCUACAGUGCAUUUCAGGAUUCUUAUCCAGUAUAGCCAUCCUAUACCAAAAACGAUAUAACAAGCUUCAUCAUUCGGUCUAUGGACUAUCCUAUGACCUGUAUCUACUGGAGAUAGUGGGUCAAUUUCUCACAAUUUACUGCACAAUCAAUUAUAGAUGGUCGCCUCUAGUGCGAUUACAACUGUCUAGAAGAUUCCCAUUAUUUUAUCCUUUAGAUGGAUCGAAUAUCCCCAUUUCAAACCCAUUACUCAUAAAGGAUGUAAUCCUCACUAUAUGUGGCUUAUUAGUUCUUCGACAAUUAAUGCUAUACCAAUCUACAAAACAUAUUUACCAGGGAUUUUCAACCACCUGCAUGUCGAUCAUAGGGAUAUUUGCAUCGUUUUCAAUGUUUACAUAUUUUUGUGCUUGCCAUAACCUUCCUGAACGUGAUUCUGGUAAGUUUGGAGUAUUCUAUAUUGACCACGUUAAUUACUUGUGGGUUAUUGGUAAUACCAUCAGAGCUUUCAAAUUUUUACCACAGAUAACACUUAAUUGGAUGGGCUUUUGCACUCGAGGCAUUUCUUCAAAAUACAUCAUCGUCAAUUCAUUAGCGUGCCUUCUUAUUCUCGUCGGAAGCCUAGUAUCUUCUCCUAAUAAAGAAUUUCACCAAAAUGCCUUCAAUAAUUGCCCAUGGGUUGUAACAUUGGUGCAGUUCUUAUCCUUAUGCGCGAUCCUUUAUCAGGCGCAAUGUCUUUAUGUUAAGAAGAAACCAUACUUACCUCGGGGUGAAUAA
Zygosaccharomyces rouxii is the source of this 780-nucleotide messenger RNA. RefSeq lists its product as uncharacterized. The record is from RefSeq and is a predicted model, not a curated record. The transcript has 2 exons. Bases 1 to 780 code for a protein of 259 amino acids. NCBI's taxonomy places the organism in Eukaryota, Fungi, Ascomycota, Saccharomycetes, Saccharomycetales, Saccharomycetaceae.